AUGGCAGCGCCGACUCUAUCCGCUGACUCUACGCCAUGCUGUCCGGGCUGCGGCUACUCCUUACCUCUUGAUCACAGCCAGGUUCAACUUCUUGAGGCCCAAGCCCGUAUCGAAGACCUCGAGAACCAAGUCCGUCUGCUCAACGAAAAGGCCACAGCCGCCGUCGAUCGCUGGGCGGACUACGAAGAUGAACUCACCAAUCUACGCGCCCAACUCCCUACUUCGCCGGUAGAUAAACAACUUCCAGCGACGCCUACAAACCCUCGCAUGUCUUUCCUCCAGAGCGGCACCAGCCGCCUCUCCUCAUUCCUCUCCCCGCGCAAGUCCCACGAGCUUCCCCAUAUCGACACCAACCCCUCCCGACCCCCCAACCAGCGAUCCAUAAGCAGCCAGUCGCACCGCCCACUGCACCCUCCACCAUCGCCUUCGUCAGAAGAUCUCCUCGAGGCACUGAACCGUGAGCAGUCACUGCGCAAGGAAGCCGAAGGGAAGGUCGCCGCCACCAGCCAGGAGGUUGAGGAGCUUAGUGCAGCGCUCUUCGAGCAGGCCAACGAGAUGGUCGCCGAGGAGAGACGAGCGCGGGCUAAGCUGGAACAGCGGGUAGAUGAGUUGGAACAAAGAGAUAUGGAGAAACGCAGGCGGUUGGACAAACUCGAAGGAGCCAUGACACGGAUCGAGAGGGUGAGAUUACUGCUGGCCGAGGCAGAGGAAGAUGUCGAAUCGAGCAAGCAGACUGUAAAAGAGAUUGUGGAGUUGGAGAGACAACAAGAAGAGGAGGAACGAAAGGAGAGGGAGGCGAAAGCAAAGAAAGCCGAGAAAGCCGACAUUGAUUCGGUUUACAGCCUAUCAGACGAUGAGCCUCAAGAAAGGAAGUCCAUCGACAAGCAAAACAAGCACGACCAGUCCGACGACGACCAUACACAAAGGAAAUAA
Fusarium sp. VM40 is the source of this 933-nucleotide messenger RNA. Lineage: Eukaryota; Fungi; Ascomycota; Sordariomycetes; Hypocreales; Nectriaceae. The record is from the annotation of a GenBank genome assembly.